Molecule: messenger RNA, 3901 nt
Organism: Anguilla anguilla (European eel)
Lineage: Eukaryota; Metazoa; Chordata; Actinopteri; Anguilliformes; Anguillidae
Product: protein BEAN1-like
Exons: 6
Coding region: 386-1402 (338 amino acids)
Source: RefSeq, a predicted model, not a curated record
UAGCGUUGGUCCCGUUGUUAUCCACUUGUGUAGCUAUAACCAUCGAAGAAAUUGAAGAAAACUGUUGACGAUGUGAACGGGCGGUGCUCUUGACAGAAUAGGCUAUAGCCCACGUUAGUUAGUGACAGACCGAAGAUAAUAAUUUAGCUAAACAGGAAAUUAAAUUCUAUAGCAUGACCUCAUCGGACCUUCAGCACAGAUGAGACAAAAUGUUAUCCUUUGGAGGUUAUGUCUAAAAAGAACUGCAGUGAUUCACAGGCAGGUAGCUGCAGUAGCUACGGAAAAAAACUGGAGACACUGAAGGUGCUCAUCGAGCUGCAGCGGCCAAACACGGCAUUAGUCUCAGGUUGUCGUUUCUUGCAUUUUUUCAUAAAGAAUGAAUUGAAUGUUUUUCUUUGGAGAAAACCUGUUUGAUUUUAGCAUUGAAAGCCGAAGAACAAAUGCACAUCUGCAUCGCAUGGGGAUAUUAUUGUUCUCCUGGGCAUUCUUUCUCCAUACUCCCCUGGUCAUUGCCACCUCACGCCCAAUCGAAGUCGACAGAAGCUCCUCCCAAGCUUAUGAGGAGAUCACUGUUCUCUGUCGAAAGGAGGAGCUCCAGUUCAGCUACUGCCUGGUCAACUGGCUGAGAUGCCACUAUAAGAGAAACUGUGGAAGGGAGUACAUGUUGAUGAAAUUGAUCUGCUCAGUGAGCUCGAACCAGAGCAGGCUGGCCCAUGAGUACUCAGACUGCCGCGACGGAGGCAGCGAGGCCAGCCUGUUGGUGUCGCCGCUGGUGGUGGCGGGCAUCGUCAUCGGCCUCGUGCUCUUCCUCUCCUGUGUCACCAUCAUCGUGGGCAGCCUCCGCAAGGAUGGUCGCCUGCGCAACCCACAUCUACGCCCCAGUUACGCUCCUGACGGGUUCUCCUAUGGAGGGUCUAUUGGGGAGCUGAGGUCUACGUGUAUCGAAGAUUUUCCUCCUGUGUUCGAUUUCGACUCUUAUGCGGAAACUCUGUCUCAAGUCAACGUGAUGUACCCUGACUCACCACCCCAUUAUGAAGAAUGCAUGGGGCCUGGUGCAACACAUAUAUACAUCCCCACUGAUGACCCCCCUCCAUACUCUCUCACUGACCCUUGCCAGAGAAGGGACAUGCCAGCAAUGCACAACAGUUUGGCGUUGGAGGUUUCAGAUGGCUCUUCCUCCGCGACAGCUAGGCUGCAUACAAUAGCCUCCAUCUCUCUGACGGCGCUCCCUUUGGAGGAUGCGCCCCCUUACGAAGCGGUGGUGGGUGGCCGAAGCCAGCCCAUCCCCCUAAUUCCCACAGACCUGCUCAAACGUGCAUCUGCAGACACCAGCCCCCAACUGCCCAUCUCACACAGAAACCUUUUGGCCAGAGCAAGUUCGUCACCUGGAGUGCAUCAGUAAUCUAAAGAAUAUAUUCCUCUUUGAAAGAGGUCAUUUUAUUCUACUUGGGAAAUUGCCACAAUGUCUGAAGAGACAUGGAAAUCAAACAGGCAUAUCUACAGCACUUACUCCUUUUUAAAAGGGGUAUAUUUAUUCUACUUGGAAAACUGCCACAAUGUCUGAAAAGACAUGUAAAUCAAACAAGCAUAUCUAUCUGGGAUUGUGCAACGUGAACCUUAAUAAUUUCCUGAAACUUCCAGCAUCUCAAUGACUGUCUGUGAUCUGAACUUGCCCUCUGCAUUAUUAGGCAUUCACCACACUGCCCAGCCCUGCCCACUCUUCCUUCUUCACAUGGAACACUGCCAUGGAAACAGAGGGCUACUGGGGGACCUUGUCUCUUUGCUGUUUGGUCUCAGUCUUAAACAAUUUCAUCAAGUUUAUGGUUUUCAGUGUGAUGUGCAAAGAAAUGUAAUGUCCGGUUUCUGUAUCCUUUUGUCUUUUAACUCAGUAACAUUCAAAACACCAGAAUUAUCAGCAAUGCUAAUAGAUUAAUGUCAAUAUGUGCCUGUUAUAUGCCCCUUACAACUAUUUUGUACUGAGAGUGGUAAAUAAAGCACUCUUUGGCCAAGUAAAAUAAAUCACAUGCAAACAACAAAAAUGUUAAGGGUAUUUGGAAAGAGCCAAUGAAAUAAAGUUUGAUUUCAACAAUUAGAUGCAAUAGUUGUCCCCCUGUACCAGAAAGUAUACUCAUUUGUAUAUCCUGAAGUGCAAAACUGUAUAUUACAUGAUUUGUGAUUGGAAACUAGAAUGGUAUUUUGUAGGCUAACAAAAUACAUUUUUGAGUAAUGAAUACACAUUCUGCAAUUCUGUAUCUGUUCCAAUUAUCUUUACUAUACAUUUGAUAUGGUAUCCCUGAUUUAAAAACCAAUAUAUGACAUGAUAUGAGUGACUACUUGAUUAUUGUUUAGAUGUUUCCUUUAUAAAGGGAAAGGUUCUUUUUGAUCUAGACUAAUCUUUUCCCUCAUAGUUGAUUGAUAUUUACAUGUGAGGCACUGUGAAGGUUUAUGCAUGUCCUUAAUAUAUAAAAUGAUCUGUAGUCACUUGUGUAGCCAACUUUCUACAGAAAAAUACAUAAGAAUCUAUCGGAAAAUUAUGUGUUAUAAAGUGCACAAAACUUUUGUUAAAUUCUUCAUACUUUUGUCUUUUAAACAACGUCCCAUGUAAAACCGACAUCAGAUUCCUGAAACACAUGCAGGCCUUCAAUUUUGUCGGUAUCCCUGGUAUCAGAUGAUGAAUGCCAAUUGUUUGUAAAUUGAAUGUGCGUGUCUGUUCAUGUUGACUGGCAUAAGGACCCAUCCUAGCAAUCCUAUGAAAGUCAUGCUCUCUUCAUAGCCAUGUGCAAAAUCAGCCAUUCCUCACUCCGCAAUGAUGUAUAUGCUGUCUGUAGGUCUGACUGCACACUUGUGUGUCUUUAUACUGUAUAUCAUCAUCAAUCAUCAUCAUCAGACACUUUCAUCAAUAUAUAAAAUUAAUAAUAUGUUUUCCUAACAAGAUUAUCACAAACUAAAACUAAGUUGAAAACUUUGUGAAAAGAACAUUAUAGUAAACUGAAAAAAAUAAAAACAAGAUUUUAGAAAACUCGAAAAUUAACUAAAGCCAGCAAACCUGUCUGAUAACUAAACUCUUAAGAAAAUCCAUGUUUCAUGAAUGAGGCCCAAUGAGUGGAUACAAGGUAGUAUGAUCAUUUUUCAAAGACACUUGUAAAGCCUCACAAAUAACAGUGCUAAUAAAUGUUAAAAUGUUGAGUAGCACUCUUCUGUAAUUACUUGUAUUCACAUAUAGGAAUUACUACACAUAACAAUGUAGCAUUUAAUGUAGGUAGUGGAGAUUUCCUAUGUUAGUAUCCCUUUUAGCUGAUGUGUAAGUGACAAGCCAGUCUUCCUGGGGUCCGCAUGAAACAUGCAGUACAAGAGAAAAAAGUUUUUUUAUUAAAAUAAAAUACAAAUUAACUAGGCUAUAUAUUACAGUAAGAAUAGAAUCUUUACAAAGUAAUGUCAUGAUUAACUAGACAAGUGAAACGUCAUAACAGACAAUAUAAAAGCAACACAAUUUUAAGCAAAGAUUAAUUUCAAAUGACAAAUAAUUUCUAAAAGCAUUACAUCUUACAAAAUAGAAUUAAAAACAACACCAAAUACAAGUACAAGGCACAUAUUUACAAACAUUCUCAAUACAAUGACUUAAGUGAUAGGAGAGAUUCACCUACUCUUUAAAACUGUUUUUCUGUGAAUAAGGCGAAUAUUGAGUAUUGCAUUCCAGGAGGAUACUGCCCUAGACAGUAUUUUUCAGAGCAUUAGGCAUGUUAUGCUGAUGAGUGUCAGUACAGUACCCUUUCUGAUUAAAUAGAAAUCCAAGGCUGAGUGUUAAUGGUGAUAGUGAAAAAUAAAUAAACUGGCAGAUAACCUAGUUGCAACCUUUAGCCACUUAAAUAAAGGCAUACUAUGCAGGAUUUUUUACUUUAAA